Molecule: messenger RNA, 3401 nt
Organism: Myxocyprinus asiaticus (Chinese sucker)
Lineage: Eukaryota; Metazoa; Chordata; Actinopteri; Cypriniformes; Catostomidae
Gene: itfg1
Product: integrin alpha FG-GAP repeat containing 1
Exons: 18
Coding region: 37-1842 (601 amino acids)
Cellular component (GO): plasma membrane
Source: RefSeq, a predicted model, not a curated record
CUCCGGUUUGUGUUGACACCACUGGGUAACAACAAAAUGUUCCCGUCAUGGAUGAUGUUUUGGACGUUAAUAUUGUGUUUUGUUGGACGACGAGUCACGUUCGCUUUACAGGACGUUACUAGUGAUUUAUUUGGCUCGCAGAACUAUGGCACAGUGGCGGCUUUCGGUGACUUUAACUCGGAUAAACAGACUGAUAUUUUCAUCAUCAGAAAGCAAUCUGAGCUGUUGAUUUUCUUGGCUGAUCUCAAAGCUCCUUAUUUCAAACCUAAAGUCCAUCUGAAAGAGGUCUUCCCUAGUGAGUUCAGCAUCAGUAGUGUGGUACCAGGGGAUUUUGAUGGAGACUCUCAGAUGGAUGUGCUUCUCACUGGCCACCCGAAGGCCUCUUCUGCCUUACAGACAACUGUCUUCGUCUUCUGGGGACAUAACCAAACUUUAAACCAGAGCGAAAGAGUUAAUCUGAACAGGACAUUUAAAGACGAGCCCCUUGUCAUGGACUUUGAUGGGGACAUGAUUCCAGACAUUUUUGGAACUGUGGAUGAUUCAUCAGAGGUUUGCUAUCUCAGCACUAGAAAACCAAAAUGUGAGAAGGCUCUCAGCUCCAGUGUCAACAUGCGCAUCCCUCAUUCCAAUGCUUUCAUCGACCUUAACAAGGACUUCACUGCUGAUUUGUUCCUCACCACCGAAUCAAAUGGAUUCGAAACCUGGAUCAAUAAGGAUGGGAAUUUCACCAGAACCCCACCUGGAAAGGCACCCAAUAACUCCAAGAAAGUGGGUCAAUCUGCAUUUGUAGACUUUGAUGGUGAUGGCUCACAGGACCACCUGUUGCCAGUCUGCAUGGAUGACGCAUGUCAGAAGAGUGCCAUUUACCUGGCCAAGCCUGGAGGUGCAGAGCUCCAUUGGGUGCCAGUGCUGACGGACUUCCAGAGGAAGGAUUCUGUUUGGGGCUUUGUGCCCCCGCCAGACAGUCCUGCUGUGGGAGAACUGCACAGUCCCAUCACCUUGCACUUAGGAGACUACAACCUGGAUGGCUUUCCUGAUGCCCUGGUCAUUCUCUGUAACACCAGCGCCAGUGCACAGCAGCAGGCGUUUCUACUGGAAAAUGUGCCCUGUAAUAAUGUGAGCUGUCGCGAGGCAGGCCGGAUGUUCCGCGUGCACUGGGAACAGUCAGAUCUGAGUGCCAUCCCCCGGGCUGUUUUGGCCACUUUUUUUGACAUCUAUGAGGACGGUAUAUUAGAUAUGAUCGUGCUCAGCAAGGUGGAAGGGAAUGAAGAGCUCGUCAUCCACGCUUUGAAGAACAACUUUGAGGCUGAUGCAUAUUUCGUCAAAGUAAUCGUGCUGAGUGGUCUGUGCUCCAAUGAUUGUCCAGAAAAUGUCAAGCCCUUCGGUGUGAACCAGCCCGGCCCGUAUGUCAUGUACACAUCGGUGGACUCAAACGGUUACCUAAAGAAUGCAUCUGCGGGGCAGCUCAGUCAGUCGGCUCAUCUCUCUCUUCAGCUGCCCUACACCGUGCUCGGUCUGGGGCGCAGCGCCAACUUUCUGGAUCACCUGUAUGUGGGCAUCCCCCGGCCCCCUGGAGGGAAGAACAUAAGGAAACAGGAGUGGACUGCUAUCAUUCCCAACUCCCAGCUUAUUGUUAUACCGUACCCACAGAAUGACCCACGCAGUUGGAGUGCAAAGCUCUACCUAACCCCCAGUAAUAUAGUCUUAUUGACAGCAAUAGCAUUGAUUGGGGUGUGUGUCUUUAUUCUCGUCAUCAUCGGGAUACUGCACUGGCAGGAGAAGAAAGCAGAUGACCGGGAGAAGAGACAGGAGGCCCAUCGCUUCCAUUUUGAUGCCAUGUGAGAAUUUGGAAAGCAUCACAAGUAAACACGGAGAAGAUCAGCCCUGCAUUCAUUUCAUCUAAUGGUUACUUCAAUAAUUUAUUUUCUGUUUGCUCCCACACUGGAGAUUUUUAUGCUUUUAAAAAUGCCUGCAACCAGAGGAAUCCAAAUGAGUCAUUUCUACUGGAUCUGUCGAUGUCUGAAGAGUUUUUUUUGUAUUAUAAUUAUUAUUGUCAUGAUGAUUGUUUACAUGAACCUAAACACAUAAAGAUGUUUGCACAUUGAGAAGAGGGAAAUAAUUUGAUGUACCUUUCAGUGCCAUUUGUAUACUUUGGUUUGGCAUAAAUAUGUUGUUAGAAUAGUCUUUCUUUUCCCACAUUGUUAAAGUAACACUGGUAAAUGUCAAGUGGGCAGAAACAGAACCGGCAAUUUCCUCUUCGUUUCAUCUCAUGUUUUGGAAAUGUUCAUGGUUCAUUUUGAAGGAUUUAAUCACUUGUCUGUCUUAACAUGUAUGGAUGUGCCUGUGUGUGAUAGUUCAUUUAUUUCACUGAAUCCCUUUACUAAAUAAACACUUGGAAUCUAGGCGCUACAUGUGUAAAUUGGCAUAUAUAGCUACAUAGUACCAGGCCCUUUUCUGCAUGUUCACGAUGUUAUCCGCUGUAAACUGAUUUUAUUAGGCAUUUAACUUUAGGGGCUGAAAAAUCACCUGAGAUGAUAAAAAUGGCAUCACUCUGCUUCCGUAACAUAUAGCAUUUACAAUCAACGGUUAUUGCCAACAACUUCCGAGUGUUUCCCCAGACAAUUUAGUGUUAGCUGCUUGCUGUAGCAGCACAAUUUACUCAGUUGCCAUAGGUAACUAAGAAAUACCACACUCUAAAGCAAGUCAAGCCUAACCUAAGUAGUGUCCAUAGCUCGUAGUCAACAAAGCAGAUGUCUCUGUUUCAGCAUGAACUGUCCUCUAUAUUUACUUUCUAGUAAUUCCCCUGUGUGUCGUUCAUUCCUAGAUUGUCUUCUUUCCAUUUUGAGGCACCAUUUGCAAUAUUAAAACUGUGGGUUGUUUUUUUUUUCCAUCAUCACUGAUGCCUUUGUUUGGGUAUUUUCCUUGAUUUCUAAGUUGUAUUAUUUAUUUCUUAUACCUGUUUUUUUAAAACAUGUGCUACUGAAGAAUGUUCAGUGUGAAGGGUUUGCUCUUCCAGUAUGUGUAUAUAUAUCUGACAGAUGCUCUGAUCCAUGCAUUGAUUUAUGCUAAUCUCUUUUACCUUUAUACGGUGUUGUUAUUGUGUCAUAAAUACACAUUAAUUAAGUGAUUUCACUUUCAAAGGCAAAAUCAGUUGUCAAACCAUCACUACGAUACAGCUGCAUCCUAGAUCUGAAUUUUAUCUAGCAUGCAAUUCUUUGCAGAUGGUUUGCACAAAUUGUUUCUGGUCAGGAGCAUAUUUGUCCUAAAAGGUUCUGCAUCUGUGCUCUGUUUUAAUUAUUGAUGAAUCACUUUCGACAUGGUUUGGGUUGGAUUGACAUGCAGUUUGUCAUUUGAUUCUCUUUGAAAUUAUAUGUUGAGAAUAAACAUGACCAAAUACUUUA